Molecule: messenger RNA, 1023 nt
Organism: Acytostelium subglobosum LB1
Lineage: Eukaryota; Evosea; Eumycetozoa; Acytosteliales; Acytosteliaceae
Exons: 4
Coding region: 1-1023 (340 amino acids)
Biological process (GO): post-translational protein targeting to endoplasmic reticulum membrane
Cellular component (GO): GET complex
Molecular function (GO): ATP binding; ATP hydrolysis activity
Source: RefSeq, a predicted model, not a curated record
AUGUCUACAUCAACAACUUCAACAGCAGCACCAGGAGGUGAUAUUGGCAUUGAUGAGUACGCUCCAUCAAUUCAGAACUUGCUCGAUCAACAGAGUUUGAAGUGGAUAUUCGUUGGAGGAAAGGGUGGUGUAGGAAAGACUACUACUAGUUGCAGUCUUGCUAUUCAGCUUGCCAAGGUCAGAGAUUCAGUGUUGCUCAUAUCCACAGAUCCCGCUCACAACCUGAGCGAUGCGUUUGGUCAGAAGUUCACUAAGCAUCCAUCUCUUGUCAAUGGCUUCAAGAACUUGCAUUGCAUGGAAAUCGACCCAACUCCAGAUCAAGAUGCACCAGAGUUCAUGGACAAGCAGAAGGAUAUGUUCAACUUUUCAGAGAUUGCCAUGUCUAUCCCUGGUAUCGAUGAGGCAAUGAGUUUCUCCGAGGUGAUGAAGCUUGUUCAAAGCAUGGAGUUCUCUGUCAUUGUAUUCGACACAGCACCAACAGGUCACACUCUUCGUCUCCUAUCCAUUCCAUCACUCUUGGACAAGGGUAUUGCCAAGUUCAUGGAUGGUAACCUAUCUGGUAUCUUCUCAACUAUUGGUAACGUAGUUGGAACUACUCAGACACCAGAUCAAAUCCAGAAUAGAAUUACAUCAUUGAAGAAGACUAUUGAGGAAGUCAAUGUACAGUUCAAGAACCCUGACAUGACCACCUUUGUUCCAGUCUGCAUCCCCGAGUUCCUCUCACUCUACGAGACCGAGAGACUCAUCCAACAACUAACAAAGUUGGACAUGGACGUACAGAACAUCAUCGUCAACCAGAUUGUCUAUCCAGAGAUUGAUUGUGGACUCUGUCUAGCAAGAAGAAAGAUGCAGCAGAAGUAUCUCGACCAGAUGGCCGACCUCUACAUGGACUUCCACGUGACAAAGAUGCCACUGUUGAAGGCUGAGAUCAGAGGAGUGCCAUCACUCUCUAUAUUCUCUGAGCUGUUGGUCAAGCCAUACGAUGGCAAGACACAGAUAGUGUUGCCAAGCCAAGACCAUUAA